ACGCCCACGGCGCUCCGCCGCUACCCUCCCUUCCACCGCGCUUGCGCCGAGCGCCUGUAAACCUGAGGCUUCCUAUUCACGGAGGGCUUUUGCGCCGCCGGCGUGGCGCGCGCUGCAGGGGCCGCCGCGGAGCCGUACGCCGCUGGAGUAGAGGCGUCGCGCUCCGCCCGCGGAGUGUGUGGGGGAGGGGGAGGGGGAGAAGAGGCUUAAAGAGACAACAGCCGCGGGAGGAAGCCCACAAUGGAGCGGCUGGCGGGGGCCCGGGGGGCUGGCCCCCGCCUCUGAGGGGCCCCGAGGAGGAGUCCCUUCAGUGGGAGAGGAGCAGCUUUGGGUCAGUGGCUGGCUGCAGUGAGAAGACCUGGGUGUCUCAUGGACAGAGCAGAUUCAUUCCAUUGCAAGAAUGUAGCCAGUUGGGAGCCGAAGGAUCUAAGCUGGCAGGACCCUCUCUGCAGAAUGUGCUCUUCACCAAAGAGCUGGCCAAAGCAGGCGAAGAUGAGAAUCCCGGCAGGACCUUCAAAAGCACUAACAUUGCAGUAGCCCGGCGCCUGUGGGUGGCAGUGACCCCCCUCAGCCCCCUCCCCUCCAUCUCAGACCGUGAUGGUGUAUUGACCGAGAAAAGUCCUGCUUUUUUUUUUUUAUUUUUCCUUCCCCUCCCUCCCCCCUCAAGUUUCGGUGGCUUUGGGAUUUGUAUGGCAGCAGCGUAACCGUGGAGAGGCCGGGGUAUCACAAACUUAUGGAUUUUGAUAAGAGAGGAGGGAAAGGGGAGACAGAGGAAGGCAAAAGAAUGUCCAAGGCAGGUGGAGGAAGGAGCAGCCAUGGGAGCCGGAGCGCAGGGACAAACUCUGGAGUCUUAAUGGUGGGCCCCAACUUCCGUGUCGGGAAGAAGAUUGGAUGUGGCAAUUUCGGGGAGCUCCGUCUAGGAAAGAAUCUCUACACGAAUGAAUACGUAGCUAUAAAAUUGGAACCGAUAAAAUCACGAGCCCCACAGCUGCAUCUGGAAUAUCGGUUUUACAAACAGCUCGGAAAUGCAGAAGGAAUUCCUCAGGUGUAUUACUUUGGGCCCUGUGGGAAGUACAACGCCAUGGUGUUGGAGCUGCUGGGACCCAGCCUGGAAGACCUGUUCGACCUGUGCGAUCGGACCUUCACGCUCAAAACGGUCCUGAUGAUAGCGAUCCAGUUGAUCACGCGAAUGGAGUACGUUCACACCAAAAGCCUGAUCUACAGAGAUGUCAAGCCGGAGAACUUCUUGGUGGGGCGGCCGGGCAGCAAGCGUCAGCACACCAUCCACAUCAUUGACUUUGGCCUGGCCAAGGAGUACAUCGACCCCGAGACCAAAAAACACAUCCCCUACCGAGAGCACAAGAGCCUGACUGGGACGGCGCGAUACAUGAGCAUCAACACGCACCUCGGGAAAGAGCAAAGCCGUAGGGAUGACCUGGAAGCGCUAGGGCACAUGUUCAUGUACUUCCUGCGGGGCAGCCUCCCUUGGCAAGGGCUCAAGGCUGACACGCUGAAGGAGCGAUAUCAGAAGAUCGGAGACACCAAAAGAGCCACUCCUGUUGAAGUCCUGUGUGAAAACUUCCCAGAGGAGAUGGCAACCUACCUGCGCUAUGUGCGGCGGCUGGAUUUCUUCGAGAAGCCGGAUUACGACUACCUGCGCAAGCUCUUCACAGACCUGUUCGACCGGAGCGGCUACGUCUUCGACUACGAGUACGACUGGGCUGGGAAGCCGCUACCAACUCCAAUCGGCACAAUCCACAGCGACGUCCAGGUGCAGCCCCCAAACAGAGACAAAGCACAGCCACACACCAAACACCAGGUGAUGAGUUCCACCAACGGAGAACUGAACACGGACGACCCGACCGCAGGACAUUCGAAUGCCCCGAUCACGGCGCCUGCUGAGGUGGAGGUAGCGGAUGAUACAAAGUGCUGCUGUUUCUUCAAGAGGAGGAAGAGAAAAACCAUCCAGCGCCACAAGUGAUCUGCCAGGGACAGCACGGAUCAGUUUGUGCAGUAUCGCCUCUAACUCUGGCUAUGGAUGGGUCUAGAUUCCUGAUCAGAUCUGCAAGGCCUUCCCUCCCUCUGAUUUUGAUGGGGGUGGGGGAAGAGCCGUCAUGACUUCACCGCCCGGCAUCACGUGUGGAUGGGGAGGGGGGGAGGGAAGUUCCCAAACUGCUUUACUUUUCUUCCACCACCACCACAUCCACCCAGGGGUCGUUUAUUCAAACCAAGUCAGACUUUGCCAACGUUCCCACACCCGCCUAUCGUGCAGUCCACAGAGAGCAUUAAGCUAUUUAAAAAAGGAAGCCAACCAACCAAACCCACGACGUGAAUUUCUUUUGAUUCUAUUAACUAGUUUGAAAACGGGGAUCAACUCUACAGACUCGAAAAACAUUGCUGGCGUAGAGGAAGCCGAAGACAAUUUCAAGAGCGGUGGGCUAUGGAGAAUUUUUUUUCCCUGUCGCUUCUUUGUCUCUGAAGUUAAUUUAAGUCUUGGUGCAGAGUGCUGAGUUGUCAGUCUUUGACCUUCCUCUUUUUAGUGUUACGAAAUUCUGCUUUUCUUUUAAAGGUUGUGUUUUCCCUGUAAGCUCCCCUUCCGCCAUUUGGUUAAAACUCUUUCCUUGUGGUGGCGAUUGAUCGCUAUGUUAGCCGAGUCUCUGGUACGGUGAUGCGUGGAGGAGGGACUCGUUUACACUUUCGUUUUACGAUGCACUUUUGCUAGCAAUACAAGCGAUGUUUGGUUUUGAAAUUAACAGUUUAGUAAUUAACAGGGGAAAGCAGGUGGGGGGGGGAGCCGAAUUUAGGGUCUCAGGAAUGGUUGGAAGCUUAUCAGAGCCCUGAAGCCAUGCCCUCAGCCAUUUGAAAUGGGCAACCUACCUUGGGGGCACAUGGCUAAGACCAAAGGGAAACUUGAUGUUGAAGAGCAAGGUAGAAAAAGGAUGUCUUAAUGGUCCCUGCAAUGAGCCUUGGGGUGGGGAUUGCUUCCUGGCACAGGACAGCAUAGGAUGUUUUUAUUAAGCACAGGGGAGAGCUGAGUCCUGCUUAUACUCCUGGCAUAAGAGUUCAGUGUCCUCAUUUUAUGUGAAGUUGCUUAACUGGACUUUUUUUUUUUUUUUUUUAAAAAAAGACUUUCCCGUUGUCCAGCCCCCACCCAGUGAAUCUCCCCACAGCUGAUACUCUGAUCAGCAGGGACCUCCUGGGAGGACCAAGAGCCUCCUAAAUGAACCAAAACCAAGCCAGUGCAGUAAGGAAGCAGUGUGCAUGUUCCCGGGGGGAAGAAGGGGAGGACGAGAGGCCAGCUGGGGAGGAAUGGUUAAAACUCCCUGGGGUUCCACGUCCCACUCGAAAGGGGCAGCGUGGAGUGAAUCAGAUUUGUAGCUUGCUGGGAAAUAGCAACCCCCACUAGGAUAAACCCAGCUAGGCCAUUCUGUUUGUCCACUGACUCUCCUUUCUGGAAGGGCUGGAGCGAACCUUAUGAAGGUUGAAACCCUCCCUGCCUGCUUGCCAGUCCAGUCAUGGGCCUGGAGCCCUAGGCUGGCCCACUCAGUUCAUCCAACAAUCAGAGGCCCAUGUGCUUACUCCUUAGCUGAUCACAUGUGGCAGUUCCUAGUUGUGGGGUUUUUUUUAAACUAACACACACACACACACGCACACAAACCCUUCUUUAAACAGCCAACCUUAAUUCAGUGUGAAAUGACUGAGAAUGUGCGUUCAGUUGUGCGUAUUUACCACGGCAACAAAAUUUGACUUUGGGGUUUUGUUUUUUUUUUUACAGGGUGGGCGGGUGGGGAAGUAGCAUGUGGGUUUUUUUAUUUUCUGUGUAAUUAUGACACUUGUAAUGUUUGAGCUGUAGGAGCUGGAAGCUGCUCUGAGGUUGUGCAGGAGGAGGAUCAAAGCCUUUGUCUGAAAUAAACACUGCCAUCCUUUGCCGGCGCAAAGGGGGAGCGUGUGGGAGGUCCUCAAACGCCACUUGUGCUAGGUACGUCCUGCUUCACUCUUCUGCAGAGGCCCACGGAAUGGGGUCCUGGGCUGAUUCGCCAGUGAGCUGUACCAGCUACUCACCCAUAGCCUCCAUCCUGUUGCUGCAGCCCAUGGUCGGCUGGGGGUAGGAAUAUACGGCUGCAGGGGAGGGGACUAGGGCCCACAGGCAGGGGGAGCCUGGCACAUUUCUCUCCCAUUCCUGUUGGAGUACAGCGGCUUUGUCCCUCUUCCAGCCACAUUCCUUUCAUUUAAAUCAGCCCUGAAUGGCUAAAAACAGGCUUAAGCUAGUUCAAGUGGCUUCCUCCUUCCCCCAGCAUCCACCCUAAGCUGGAAGGUUGGUGCCCCUUUAAAGAUCCUAGGGACUGUGAAUCAGAUGCAGCCUCAUAUUCUUGUCUGCAGUUUUACUUCAACAGCAGUGCCUCUGUCAUGCUCAAGAGAACCAAGGUGGUGGGGAGGGACAGCUGCACCGGCAAGCUACACAAGGAGUGCACAGCCAGCUGCUAGAGAGCGCUUGGUUCUUGACAACUCAAUGAAUUCCACCAAAUCAGGACCUUUGUAUGGUAUUUAGUUAUGUGCAAUGUUUGACCUUGUUUCCCAAACAAUGCAAAUGAAACCGCCUUAAAUCUUCACUGGAACUGUACUUCCAGUCCCCGAAGGUGUAAAAUAAAGUAUGUAUGUGAGUGGGUGCAUGUGUGUA
Molecule: messenger RNA, 4678 nt
Organism: Dermochelys coriacea (leatherback sea turtle)
Lineage: Eukaryota; Metazoa; Chordata; Testudines; Dermochelyidae
Gene: CSNK1G2
Product: casein kinase 1 gamma 2
Exons: 13
Coding region: 734-1981 (415 amino acids)
Biological process (GO): peptidyl-serine phosphorylation; endocytosis; positive regulation of canonical Wnt signaling pathway
Cellular component (GO): cytoplasm; plasma membrane; nucleus
Molecular function (GO): ATP binding; protein serine/threonine kinase activity
Source: RefSeq, a predicted model, not a curated record